Molecule: messenger RNA, 275 nt
Organism: Panthera uncia (snow leopard)
Lineage: Eukaryota; Metazoa; Chordata; Mammalia; Carnivora; Felidae
Gene: SMIM43
Product: small integral membrane protein 43
Exons: 1
Coding region: 84-275 (63 amino acids)
Source: RefSeq, a predicted model, not a curated record
GUGGGAGAACGGGUGGCAAGCCUGGUCCGCCAGCUGCUAUCCGCGCCUAGCGCGCACAACCACCGAGCGCCGGCGCCUCAAGCAUGGAGUGGGAGCUCAACUUUCUGCUCUACCUGGCGCUCUUUUUCUUCCUGCUCUUCUUACUUUUCCUCUUGCUCUUCGUGGUCAUCAAGCAGCUGAAGAACUCUGUGGCCAGCACGGCUGGGGCGCUCCAGCCCGGGCGUCUCUCACUGCACCGGGAGCCUUGGGGCUUCUCCCGAGAGCAAGCGGUGUGA